This is a messenger RNA of Fusarium mangiferae, 1413 nucleotides long. RefSeq lists its product as uncharacterized. NCBI's taxonomy places the organism in Eukaryota, Fungi, Ascomycota, Sordariomycetes, Hypocreales, Nectriaceae. The transcript has 4 exons. Bases 1 to 1413 code for a protein of 470 amino acids. The record is from RefSeq and is a predicted model, not a curated record.
AUGCUCAAAUCGACACUGCAGUCCUCUCACAACCAAAGCUUCACAUUCAUCACCCAAACGCCAUUGAAUAAAUCUAAAGAGAAUCAAAGACUUGUAAGAAGUCGUGCCCGUUCUAACUCGGCUCGAAAAGAUCAAAACCAGGUCACAUCAUGGAUACUAAACCAAAAGGAGACAAGCAUGACUUUGCAGGUUCCUGAUGGAACCAUACCAGGUCGCGUUGGGACAAACUUCUCUUUACUUGAUUUUCCUGAGCCGUUGCAAGCAUACAUGGAAAAUGAUAUUUUUCGAUCAUUUCAUGGUAUGAGAGGAUCAUUAUAUCCCACUGAAAUAUGUCUCCAAGUCGAUGAGAUGAAGUCAUCCUGGACUACAAACCUCCUAGUUGACCAAGUAUACUUCCACUCCAUAAUGUUUUCGGUAGAAGCAUACUUUGACAUGCUUCUCGGGCGAGAAUACGGCAGUCUUGCACACUUUCACUUUUUGAAAACUCUCAGGCUUCUUCAGGCACGAAUAAACAGUCCUACACACCCAAGGUCUAUUUCAGAUGCUACUAUCAUGGUAGUUGUUAUUCUGGGUCUGGCAGCCGAGAUGCUAGGCGAUAGGAUAGCAGCUGGGAAUCACGCUGCUGGGAUGGCGAGGAUAGUGGAUUUAAGGGGAGGACUUGAGAUGCUGAGGUUUGACAAUCCCAGAUUACCGGCCAAAGUUUGCAGAGUCGAUAUUGGCCUAGCCCUUCGCUUCGGCUGCAGGCCAGUAUUUUUCGACAAAGACAUAUCCUGGAAUCCAUACCUUUCCAAUCAAGGUUUAGUCCGCCGUAAAAAGAAGCAUCUGGAUGCAAACCACGAUAUGGUAGCCUUUUUGAAAACUCUUGAUCCUAGAUUAUCACACGUAUGGAGAGAUCUUGAAGAGUUCGCAAAGCUCAGCAACAUUGCCAGUCAAACUGGUCGAAAACUUCAACCCAAUAUCUUUAGCGAAGCCAUGGUAUCUAUUCUUUACCGACUGCUCGCUCUAUCCCCCGAAUCAGCUUCAGAAAACGCUUUUCGACUUGGAAUGAUGAAGUUUGCUGCGAGUAUCUUCUUUCGAUGGAGAGAUAUGAAGCAAAGACAAGCAUAUCUAGAUGAGUCUUUCAGGCAUGCGUUAAGAGAGUUGCAGAAGGUUUCGGUUCAGCCGCCUAGUACUGUUAUUCUGUGGCUUCUGGUGAUUUGGAGAACAAAUUCUGUUCAUGAUAUCUGUGAUGAAGCUAUUGAGGAGUGGUUCUUGGAAGUCAUGGGCGACUUUGGGAUAUAUUCAUGGCUAGAACUGCAUAAGGUCUUGAAGUCUGUUCUCUGGGUUGAUUGUCUGUUUGAUGCCUCAAGCAAGCGAAUUCUUGCACCGAUACUAGAGGAGGCUGCUAGAAAAGAGUUCGAGAUUGACUCAUGA